CUCUUCAGGCAUCAUAAAGGGUACUCCAUUUCUCUGAAGUUGGGAAUUAGGUUUUCGGCCAAAAUCUCCAUCUCUCUCAUGGCGAAUCGAACAGAUCCCCUCGCCAAGAGCAUAAGGGGUACAAACCCCCAAAAUCUGGUGGAGAAGAUUUUGCGGACCAAAAUAUACCAGCACACUUACUGGAAGGAGCAAUGUUUCGGGCUGACGGCGGAGACGCUCGUCGACAAGGCCAUGGAGCUAGACCACCUCGGCGGAACUCACGGCGGCACCCGGAAACCCACCCCUUUUAUGUGCCUUGUUAUGAAGAUGCUCCAGAUUCAGCCCGACAAGGAAAUCGUCGUCGAGUUCAUAAAGAAUCCCGAGUACAAAUAUGUUCGUGUGCUUGGAGCAUUUUAUCUGCGUCUAACGGGAAUGGAUGUUGAUGUUUACCGUUACUUGGAACCUUUAUACAAUGAUUACCGAAAGCUGAGGCUCAAGCUAAAUGAUGGAAAAUUCACAUUGACGCAUGUUGAUGAGUAUAUUGAUGAGCUGUUGACAAAAGACUACUCAUGUGAUAUCGCACUGCCGCGAAUCAAAAAAAGAUGGACUCUUGAAGGACUUGGUUCGCUUGAGCCUCGAAGAAGUGCUCUUGAAGACGAUUUCGAAGAGGAAGAGGAAAAAGAAGAAGAUGACCAACUUGCUGAUGGAUUAGAUUCUGCUGCCGAUGACAAGGAUUACUACCGGGCACGAAGUCCAACCAGGGAAAAAGAUCGAGAUAGAAAACGUGAUAGUCACAGAUAUAGGGACCGUGACUAUGACAGGGAUCGGGACUAUGACAGAGAUAGAGAUAGGGACUACGAAAGAGAUUAUGAUAGAGACCGUGGAAGACGAGACAGAGACCGAGACAGGGACAGAUAUCGCCUAAGAGACGAGAAAGAUUAUGGGCGUGAUAGAGAGCGAGAUAGAGAAGGCAGAGAGCGUGAAAGGCGAGAGAGGGACCGUGGGAGGAGGAGGAGCCAUUCAAGGAGCCGCAGUAGAAGUAGAGAUCGCAAGGAUCGUGAUGGUGAUGAGCGUCGCAGACGGCACCACUCCAGCACGAGCCCCAAAAGACGAGGAGAGGCACCUGAGGAUGAGGCACCGAAGAAGAAGAAAGAGAAGAAGGCAGCAAAGAAAGACGAUGGAACAGAUCAUCCAGAUCCUGAGAUUGCAGAGCAGAACAGGCUCCGAUUGUCUCUGGGAUUGAAGCCUUUGAGGGUCUGAAACAAUCAAUGAAUGCUUGUAAUGUAGAUGGAUGAAUCUUAAAUUUGUAUUGAUAUGAUGCUUCAGUUUGUUCAUCAGUACACAAGUUUUUCAUGAAAAUGUUGAAAUUAGAAAUUCAUUGAUUA
Messenger RNA from Salvia hispanica, 1364 nucleotides. Its product is annotated as PRP38 family protein. The record is from RefSeq and is a predicted model, not a curated record. NCBI's taxonomy places the organism in Eukaryota, Viridiplantae, Streptophyta, Magnoliopsida, Lamiales, Lamiaceae.